Molecule: messenger RNA, 1774 nt
Organism: Malaclemys terrapin pileata
Lineage: Eukaryota; Metazoa; Chordata; Testudines; Emydidae
Gene: PMAIP1
Product: phorbol-12-myristate-13-acetate-induced protein 1
Exons: 2
Coding region: 483-650 (55 amino acids)
Biological process (GO): DNA damage response; apoptotic process; release of cytochrome c from mitochondria
Source: RefSeq, a predicted model, not a curated record
CCUGCCAGGGCAGCGUGCUAGGAAUCAAAUCAUCAGCAACCACCCCCAGCCGCUGAGCUCCCAUUCGGCGCUUGCAUCGCCCGCCCCCGGCUCCCUUAGGCAGCGCGGGCCGAGCCGGCUGCGGGCGGAGCUGGCCGCCAGUUCGCGCUCUGCCUCGGGCAAGUCCAGACGUGCCCGGUCCACUGCCGUGCCCGGGCAAUGAACUAACUUGUGGAAACACGCCAGGCAUCCUCGCCGCUGAUUGGCUGAAGGCCCAGGGGGGCGGGAGGAAUUCCCUUUUCCUUUCCCUACCUCAGCACCGGGUAGGAAAUCCCCGCAACCCCGUGUCUCCCUUUAUCGCGCAGCGGCGAGUCGCGGGCAGCCAGAGGCGUUUAGGCGGGCGAGAGGAGAGCGUCGCUCAGCACCGUCCUGCUCCUGACACGGUCCCCAGGCAGCCUGGUCUGAUCUCCCCGCGGCUGCAGACCGCCGGCGAACGACGCGAAAUGAUGCCGGGAAAGACCCUGCGCAAGGGUGCGCAGCAGAGCCCCGCUCCCGCAGCACAGGAAGCUGUGAUGCAGUGCUCUUCGCAACUACGCAAAAUAGGAGAUAUAUGCAACCUGCAGCAGAAGAUUCUUAAUGUUAUCACAAAACUGUUCUGCCCAGGAACGUGAAAACUCUUUGGGAGAUGUCAAAAAGAAAAGGAAGGAAGAAAACAAUGGUUUUGGAAAAUAUGGUCUUUACAAGCUUGUAAUAAGAUGAGGAGAUGGAAUGAGCUCUAUGCAUUACUUACUGCUGCCUAUUCCCACUGAAGGAAGGCUGUUGAAAUAUGAUUUUUCUGGAGAGCUGGACAUAUGUAUUGGCUGGUGGAUGUCAGUAUGGGAGAAAAAUUACAAUUAACCAUUCCAAAGAUUGACCUGUGGAGUGACUUGGAAGAGCAAGGAACCUGGGGUUCUGUUCUGGUUCAUGAGUUGCAGCUAGUUCUAUGUCACUUUGAGCAACAGGCAGAAGAUGCCAGUUACCUCCAAACAUUGGAUUGGAAUGUACAACGAAAACCAGUUUCUAAGUUCUUGAUUGUUUUUGUUUUCUAAAAUGCAGACUCUAUAGUAUAAAAUCUGGUGUGGAACAUUUUUUUUUUAUUGUUAUUAUUUUUUGGUUGUAGCACAUUUACUGUCAGUGAUGUUACUUCUUAUGCAGAUGUUUCUCUAAGGAAUAACAUUGUAAUUCUCUUAAUUAUGAGGCUGCUGUAAGGAUCUAGGAUGUAUAUAUGUGUAUGAAAAGAGUAUUUAAUGGUUCUUAAAGAGCUGACUUAUGGCUUAUGCACCAGAAAUAGUGCUGAUAACUAUUCAAACGGUACCAUAAAGAAUGCAUUAAAACAGAUUAAAGGAAGCACAGUAGCUUCUGGUGAUUAAGAAAGAAUAAGAAAUAUGAAUAAGAAAAAUGCAUACAUUAAAGCAUGUAUUACCUAGCAAAAUAAGAUUAUUGAUAGGUGUGUGAGUUUGGGGGAGAUUCCUUCACAGCAUUAAAAGGAAUAUUCAAACAGAAUAAGCUACUGGUGUGAUUUAAUUUUAUUAUGAGGUAAUAAAAUUACUCUCAAAACAAAUAGAAAGUUAAAGUAAAAUGGAAUCAGUGGGUUUUCUGGAGAAAAAACAUGAAUGAUUUUUCAAAUAAAGUAACUGCUUAGAUUAAGAGAUAUGUCAAUAAAACUGAAUGUUACAGUUGUUACAGGAAAGUAAUGUAUUGCUUCUAAAUGAAAGCUGAGAUGUUGACUGGAAAUAAAGGAUAAGAAAAAACCUCA